Molecule: messenger RNA, 1779 nt
Organism: Nothoprocta perdicaria
Lineage: Eukaryota; Metazoa; Chordata; Aves; Tinamiformes; Tinamidae
Gene: PDXP
Product: pyridoxal phosphatase
Exons: 2
Coding region: 1-897 (298 amino acids)
Cellular component (GO): cytoplasm
Molecular function (GO): pyridoxal phosphatase activity
Source: RefSeq, a predicted model, not a curated record
AUGGCGGGCUGCCGGCGGCUGAGCGGCGCGGGCCUGCGUGAGGUGCUGGGCCCCGCGCAGGGGCUGCUCUUCGACUGCGACGGCGUGCUGUGGGCGGGCGAGCGGGCCGUGCCCGGCGCCCCCGAGCUGCUGGAGCGGCUGCGGCGCAGCGGCAAGGCCACGCUCUUCGUGAGCAACAACAGCCGCCGCUCCGUGGCCGAGCUGGAGCGGCGCUUCAGCCGCCUCGGCUUCCGCGGCGUCCGCGCCGAGCAGGUCUUCAGCUCGGCGCUCUGCUCCGCGCUCUUCCUGCGGCAGCGCCUGGGCGGCGGCGCCGAGCCCGGCCGCGUCUUCGUGCUGGGCGGCGAGGGGCUGCGCGGCGAGGUGCGCGACGCCGGGCUGCGCCUGGCGGGCGAGGGCGAGCAGGGCUGCGGCGACGCCGGGCCCGUGCGCGCCGUCCUCGUGGGCUACGACGACCAGUUCACCUUCGCCAAGCUGGCGCAGGCCUGCGGCUACCUGCGCGACCCGCAGUGCCUCCUGGUGGCCACCGACCCCGACCCCUGGCACCCGCUCAGCGACGGCCAGCGCACCCCCGGGACGGGCAGUCUCACAGCAGCAGUGGAAACUGCCUCUGGCCGCAAGGCGCUGGUGGUGGGGAAGCCGAACACCUACAUGUUUGAUUGCAUCGUGGAGCGCUUCGGUGUAGACCCCUCCCGCACCCUCAUGGUUGGAGACCGCCUGGAGACAGAUAUCCUCUUCGGCAAGAACUGCGGCCUCUCCACCAUCCUUACCCUGACGGGAGUCUCCCGCUUGGAAGAGGCACAGGCCUAUAUGGCCAGUGACAGCGCUGCUGCCAAGGAUCUCGUGCCCAAUUACUAUGUGGACAGCAUUGCAGACUUGAUACCAGGCCUGGAUGAGUAGUGUUUGGUAUAUGUGAGGGGAAACUGAUUGGAUUCCUUAUCCCAGAUCUCCAUCUGUUCCCCACUCUCUCUUUCAGCCCUAUUUCCUCAAUUUUUUUUUUUUUCUCACAUUCCAGUACCCUUCUUUAGGGGCAAAGACAGUGGGGGAAGCAGGAGAACAGUGUUCAGAUUGUCUCCUUUCCAUGACAGAAUCCUUCUCUGCCUCCUUGCCAGCUGCCAGCAUCUCUGAAAGAGAGCUGGAGCGGCCUUGAGCAUGAUGGGAGCCAAAUCAGAGUGUGGCUGUGGCAUCUGUCCCUGCUAGGGACCGUCUGUCUUGUUUAUUUUUCUCCUAGAGAAUCAGUGGUGGCCUUUUACUGCUGUCCCUUCUGUCAUGUAACUCUUCCGAGCUGCAGCCCCUGCACUCCUUGUAGUAACCUCCUCCUUGCCAGGGUAUCAGCUGUCUUGUCACCCUCUCUGUCUCGGGCAGUGCCAGAAGGAGCGUGUCAGGGCUCUGAAGCCAUGAAUGAGCCUCCCACAAGCACGAGUGAAAGGGAGCCCCACCUCUUCUAUCCCCUGUUCCUCAGAGAUGUUUCCCUCCAACCCCCUGCUGUGGUUUCUUUAAUAAUUAUGCUGGUGUCUGAAGGACUGUAGAACGAGGAGACAGACUGUCCGUUUCUGUGCCAAACAAUUCAGGCAGGCUGUGACUGUGCACAGUGGUUCUGUGAUUGUAAUUUUCUUUUUUUUUAACCCUGUUGCCCUCCCAAGGGGCUUGUGAAGGGGAGAGGGCCCCUAGAUCAAGAACAGAGAGCAGUGAUGGACCACAUGGCUCUCCCUUUCCCCCUGCUCAGUGGAUUUUGCCAUAGCAUGGUGAGAAAAGGGCUGCUGGGGGUCUGUGCUCCAGCCA